AUGUUCUCCUCAAAGAAUAAGAGUCCCCAAGGUCCAAAUGGUCUUCAGCCAUCUUCCACAGGUCUUCCAAGUUCCCUCGCACAAUCGUCAGGUAAUAACAACACAAUGACCAAACCACCUGCCUUACCACUCGAUCAACUCAACUUACCUAUGCCCGAUUAUCUGGGCCGCACCAAAACCCAAGGUCAAGCUAAAAGUGUCAGUUGGAGUGAUAGGGCUACGAAUGGUAUGAGCUCUCAUUCACAAGGUCAGGGUCUAUCGAAUCAUUCUCAAGCCCAGGGACUAGGUGGUGGUGGUGGAGAGUAUCCCGAUGCGUGGGGAUGGGGAUACGAUAAGAAGAAACCUUCUUUGAUCAGUAGGUUGUUUGGAAAGAAGAUUGAAUGGGAUGAGAGUAUGUAUGGCUAUCCUGAUAAAGGCAUCAAGAAGGAGUAUAAGGUUUCGAGACCACUUCCAACCAUAUCUGAUCCCCCUACCGAAGAAAUGGCUCUACCAGGAACGAUGCCCAACCCGUAUAAGAUGCCAAGAUUCGUACCGAACUAUCCAGAAAACUUUGAUUACUUACCUCGUUCAUACCAGAAAAUGAUAUUCAAGGAGAAUCAGGAAAGAGAGAGAGAAUGGAAUAGGAAGUCAAAGGAGCAAGAGAAGUUGUAUAAGAUUAGUAUGAAAGCUUGGGAAAAAGGUGAGAAGGAAAGGAUGAAAUAUGAAAAGAAAUUGAUCAAGGAACAAGAGAAAGAAGCUUUAUGGCAAUUCCGACAUCCCACACAACCCGAUCCUGCCAAAAUGAAAUAUAUCAAACCCACUUAUCCCGUAAGUAAACCUCCUACAGCAACUGGUUCUACGCCUGGACAUCAUAAUGCUCCGGAGCUGGAUCGAAAUAAUCCAUAUAACUUCAUGCUUCUCCCCGCAACUGAGUUUGGAGUGAGGAGACCUUUUAAUCCUAUGAUUGGAGGGGAGGAGAAAUGGCCUAAUAUGAGUAGGACGAUGACUCAUGCGAUCCUCGAUAUGAAUAGGGAAGAACAGCUUCAUGCCUAUCACGCUUCGUUACUUCAUAGGUGGGUGCUAUAG
Messenger RNA from Kwoniella botswanensis, 1065 nucleotides. RefSeq lists its product as uncharacterized. The coding region runs from base 1 to 1065 and encodes 354 amino acids. The transcript is spliced from 4 exons. The record is from RefSeq and is a predicted model, not a curated record. Lineage: Eukaryota; Fungi; Basidiomycota; Tremellomycetes; Tremellales; Cryptococcaceae.